Messenger RNA from Clonostachys rhizophaga, 1503 nucleotides. NCBI's taxonomy places the organism in Eukaryota, Fungi, Ascomycota, Sordariomycetes, Hypocreales, Bionectriaceae. The record is from the annotation of a GenBank genome assembly.
AUGUACCAGCACAAGAAAUACGAGGGUCAGCUCCGACCUGGCGAUGUCAUUGUUGCCAAUCACCCUAUCUCUGGCGGCACUCACCUGCCAGACAUCACCUGCGUGACACCAGUGUUUGAUAACGAAGGGAGAAACAUCAUUUUCUAUACCGCCUCUCGUGGUCACCAUCAGGAAAUCGGCGGUAUCCUGCCCGGUUCUAUGCCAGCAGGUAGCGUUGAGCUUUACGAAGAGGGCGCAGCCAUCAUCUCAGAGUUCCUCGUCCGUGACGGCGUAUUCGAUGAAGAGAUGAUCCGAAGAGUGAUGCUCGAGGAACCAGCCAAGUAUCCCGGCUGCUCUGGUACCAGGAAGUUGGCAGACAACAUCAAUGAUCUCAAGGCUCAGGUGUCUGCAAAUGCCAAGGGAGCCGCGCUCGUUUCCGAGCUUAUCGCAGAGCACGGGGUCGGUACGGUGCAUUUCAACAUGAAUGCUAUUACGGACAACGCCGAGGCAUGUGUUCGUGACUUCCUCCUCCGGACGCACGCCGCAACGGGUGGGAAGCCUCUUUUCGCCCUGGACCAUAUGGAUGAUGGAACUCCUAUCCAGCUGACUGUCAUUAUCGAUCCCGAGACUGCCUCGGCUCAUUUUGACUGGACUGGCACUGGAGAGCAAGGCUACCAUUCAUUCAAUGCUCCACAGGCCAUCACGCGAAGCGCUACGCUUUACGUCCUUCGCUGCCUCAUCAACCAAGACAUUCCCCUCAAUGAAGGCUGUCUACGUCCCCUGACUUUCACAAUCCCGGAGGGCAGCAUCUUAAACCCCUCGUACGAGGCUGCAGUCUGCGCCGGUAACCCCAUCACAUCGCAGCGGGUUACGGAUGUCGUUAUCAAGGCAUUCGCCGCCUGUGCUGCGAGUCAAGGGGACUGCAACGUGGUCUCGUUCGGCAUUGACGGCAACAUUGAUCCGGAAACUGGCAAGCUGAUUCCAGAUACUGGUUUCGGUUACUGCGAGACGAUCUGCGGCGGAAGUGGUGCAGGCCCUGGCUGGCAUGGCACGAGCGGCGUUCAUAUUCACAUGACGAACACCAAGAUCUGUGAUCCUGAGAUUGUGGAGAAGCGGUAUCCCAUCUUGCUACGAGAGUUCAGUAUUCGAGAUGGCAGUGGUGGUAAGGGGCAGUGGAAUGGUGGCAACGGCAUCCGGAGAGUCUACGAGUUUGCGAGAGACAUGGGAUGCUCGAUUGUAAGCGAACGACGUGUCACAAGGCCAUACGGCAUGAAAGGUGGUAAAGACGGAAAGUCUGGCGUCAACUACAUUGUCAAAGGUGGGAAUGGCGGUCGCUGGUGCAGAGUAGGUGGACGAAAGGACUUCAAGGUAGCUAAAGGUGACUGGUUCGUCAUUGAUACACCUGGAGGCGGUGGAUGGGGCCCCCAGGCAGAGGCUGAUACAGGCGGAGAUGCCGAAGUGCGACAUCCUGUGGAGAGAAGAUUUGUGAGCCAGUUUCAGUUGGCGCAGGAAACCAGCAACUAG